AUCUGAUAUUGAUAUUCAUAUUUACAUUCCCUAAUAAUCAUUUUCCAUGAGUGCUGAAGAAUUCCUCGCGGACGCUGAGGGCGGCAAGUUGCCAGUAGACUGCUACGAUCGCGUGUUACAGAUAGCAUUCAUCUAUAUGGAUGAGGGGCUGUGGAAGGGCAACGGCGUAUUUGAUGUCGUAGAAAAGCUACACGCACGCGGGUGGUCGUUCGGCGAAGGGGAGUUGAAGUUUAAUCGCACCCUAGAUAUAUUCUACCUCGCCCAGCUCGUAGCGGCCAUCUACCGCUCCUCCUCCCAACUCAACGGCGACUUCCCCUCCCCCUCUGACUUCCCCGCCUUCUACGCUACGCACCGCGCCCUCCUCUACCCCUCCGCAUGGCGCUCCUACUACUCCGCCACCUUCCUCACACAGCGCACAUCAGCCCGCUUCUACCGCCUGCCCGACCUCCAAGACCUGCCCGACUCCUCCUCCCCGCUAGGGCAGCCGCGCCAGCGACCCCCCCUGACCGCCGCCGGCGCACACGCCACGAAACUCCCCCGCUGGGCCCACAGCGUCGCGCGCACGCGCCGCAGACAGCCCUCCCUCCCGCUACCGACUUUCACCCGGCUAGCCCUCAGCACGCUUGAGGCGACCACCGCGCGCCUGCGCGCGGUCCACCCAAGCGUGCUGCCCUACUCCGAGACGCAGGCGCGCUUCUGGCUCGAGCACAUGAAGCUCGGUGCGCCCAGACCGUCUGGCUCGGCCAAGGAAGCGUGGAAGCCGAAUGGCUUCGGUGUGCUGGUCGCGCAGGGCGCGUUCGAUGUGUGUGCGUGGGAAGGGAAGUACUCGGCGCAGCUGUGGGAGGCGAGUGGGGAGGGGAGGGAGGUCGCGGAGCCGGAUUUGGAUGGCGUGUGGGAGAGCGAGGUGCAGUGGUGUGGGUUGCCGGAUGGUGGGAUCGGGGUGCAGGCGUGGUGGAGGGGGUGGGAGGGGGAGGUGGGGAGUGAGGAGGAGGUGGAGUUUUUGGCUGCUGUUGCGGUGGAGGAGACAGUGGGGGUGGAGGUUGGUGAGUUGGACUUUGCGGUGCGGUCGCAUGUGUUUUUGGGGGUGAUGCGGGGUGCGGUUGAGGGGGUGCAGGAGAGAGAAGUUUUUCUGGAGGAAUUGAAGAGGGGAAUGGUGGCGAAGGGGAGGAUUGCGGAGGAAAGGGCAGGGAGGUGGCUAAGGGAGGCCCUGGCGGUCGUGGAGCCGUAUGUGAGGACGUGGGAGGGUGCGUGGCCUGGUGCGGAGGAGAGGGAAAAGGUGCUACAGCGGAUCUUGGUGGAGAAUGGGCAGCUCUUCGCGAGAUGGAAGGUCUCACCGCUCUUGAACGAGUUUAACUUUGAGCUAGGUGCGAGGGAGUAG
This is a messenger RNA of Pseudogymnoascus verrucosus, 1378 nucleotides long. RefSeq lists its product as uncharacterized. NCBI's taxonomy places the organism in Eukaryota, Fungi, Ascomycota, Leotiomycetes, Thelebolales, Thelebolaceae. The transcript has 2 exons. The record is from RefSeq and is a predicted model, not a curated record. The coding region runs from base 47 to 1378 and encodes 443 amino acids.